This is a messenger RNA of Thunnus maccoyii (southern bluefin tuna), 1958 nucleotides long. It is a transcript of the gene tmed10, whose product is annotated as transmembrane p24 trafficking protein 10. The record is from RefSeq and is a predicted model, not a curated record. Lineage: Eukaryota; Metazoa; Chordata; Actinopteri; Scombriformes; Scombridae. The transcript has 5 exons. Gene Ontology annotation, biological process: endoplasmic reticulum to Golgi vesicle-mediated transport; Golgi organization; intracellular protein transport. Gene Ontology annotation, cellular component: endoplasmic reticulum-Golgi intermediate compartment; Golgi apparatus; COPII-coated ER to Golgi transport vesicle. Bases 52 to 672 code for a protein of 206 amino acids.
UUAAGCUGGUUCGCUGGCACGGGCUGGUUGGCUGGUCGGUUGAGGGUAGCCAUGGCUCGACUCGCUGUGCUAGUGCUGUUACCGGUCCUUAUUGAAUCGGUUUUUUCCAUAUCUUUCUUUUUACCGGUCAACUCAAGAAAGUGUUUACGGGAGGAGAUCCAUAAAGACGUUCUCGUCACGGGAGAAUAUGAAAUAAGCGAACAGGCGAACACCAAAACUAACCUGAAGAUCACAGACUCCUCCAGUCACACUCUUUACUCCAAGGAAGAUGCAACAAAAGGAAAGUUUGCAUUCACCACAGAAGACUAUGAUAUGUUUGAGGUGUGCUUUGAGAGCAAAUCCCCCAUGGGAACUGGAAGAGUGCCUGACCAGCUGGUCAAUCUGGACAUGAAGCAUGGUGUGGAGGCUAAAAACUAUGAAGAGAUUGCUAAAGUGGAGAAGCUGAAGCCUCUGGAGGUCGAACUGAGACGACUGGAGGACCUGUCCGAGUCCAUCGUCAAUGACUUUGCUUACAUGAAAAAGAGAGAGGAGGAGAUGCGGGACACCAAUGAGUCCACCAACACACGUGUGCUGUACUUCAGCAUAUUUUCCAUGUGCUGUCUCAUUGGGCUGGCCACAUGGCAGGUCUUCUACUUGCGGCGCUUCUUCAAGGCAAAGAAGCUGAUCGAGUAGAGCAGCCCCUGGCUCCGUACCUCAGGGGGACGCUGUCAGUCAGCCAACACAUCCCAACAUCCACCCUCCUUGGACUAGCUUCAGCAAACAACAGCAAGUGGGGUUGAGGGGCUCAAAUUCUAAUUUCUUCAUGGCUGUGAGCGAGAGAGAGUACCAAGGUUGUCCUCUGAGAAAAAAAAAAAAAAAAGAUUCACCUGCUUAUUUAGUGGUUUGAAACAUGAAAAGCGCUGUAGGGAGAAAUGCACUGUGAGACAUGGGGAGACGUGUGUCACCGCAUAGGUGAGAUAUGUCCAUCUCAUAGUAGUUCACGUUUCUGUCUGCACUGUUUUUUGAAUGUUGCAGCUUGCUGAAUAAGAACUUGUUCCUUCAAAUCUGUUGAACAGUAACGUUUGAUUUUGAGCUCAGUUUGAAUGGAUGUGCCAUGAGAGAAUGUCUUUUGCCCUUCUGUUGAUGUACACAUUCUUUGCCAUGCCAAGCAAACUAGAUCCUUGGUGCCCUUUUUAUCAAGUGAAGGCUAUUUGAAAUGGUGGCUUGUUGAUACUUUGAUGAAAAAAUUGGCAACCACUGAACUUCUGUGUUAAGUCACUUAAUUUGCAUUCAUGUUUGGUAGCUAAAUUUAACCGUGUCUUUAGUUUGUUUUCAUAUUGUAAAUGCUACUUAGUUGCUUCUACAGGUUUUUUUUUUUUUGAUGCGGGGGGUUGUGAGUUGUCAGAGUGAUUUUCUCUGGUUUAUAAAUUAGGUCACGUCUAUGAGCUCUUGCACAUUCUAGUCUUGUUUUUGAAACACCUGAACAGUCACCAAUCAAAACAGGCAGCGUCAUAUGUAUGUGUGGCUCCAGCCCCGAAUAACUUAACCACCUGACUUCUGUGAGAUCACAGUUCAUGUGCAGCAGAUGGAGGUAUUGAAGGGAAAUGUACAGUAGGUUGUCUAAACAUGUUCUGGUAUUCCCUUUCAGUCAUUCGCCCCUUUUCUUCACACACACUGGUAAAUUAUAUAUUCUUUUGAAUUUAUCAAAAUAUCACUUCCCAAUUACAGUACUUGCAGAUCCAUCCAGCGUGCUUGUUUUCUUUAGAAAUGCUUAUGAGGUUUGGGUUACAGGAGAAUGUGGGUGGUUGCAAAUAUUCAGAUUGUUUCUGAUGGGGAUUAAUUAAGGCAUCUGUCAUGGGUACAUUUUUAACAAUGAACAUGCGCUUUGUGCGCAAUCAAUGAUUUUUAUGUUGACUGAUAAAUUUUGUAAAUUUGUGUUGGGCUUUUAUUCAAUAAAAUAUUGGAUGGAUUUACAUUAA